UGUGAAGUUCCUUGACUACAGAGAUUCUGCUUGAAACAUCUGAUGUGCACACCACGCAGCAGUUUGCUAACAGCAGGUCAAGCUUGUCCUCUGUCCAGGGUUAAAAAUUAAAACAGCUCCAAGAGACGGUGACAUGAGAUGACUUCACAUUUCUCUUCAGGAGAUGACACCUUCCUUUUUCUAAGAAGUGAUAAAGACAAGCGUUGUCACAAGCGUUGUUUCCCAGAGAGAUCUAACUGUUAAUUUCUUCAAGCAAUUAACCAGAGCUACUGUAACAGACACACAGUUUAUCUGCCCAUAGGUAGCCAUGCAGUUGCUGCUAGCAGAUGGCCUGUGUGGAAUGACCCCGCGCGAUGGCUCCAUCGUCGGUGGUCUCUUCUUCAUGAUGGUGGGCGUGAUGCAGCUGACGUUUGAAGCAGGCAACAUAAAUCUGGCCCUAGCAGGGCCCGGCAAUGUCACCAACGGCACCUGGGUGCCUCUCUCAGGCCUGCAGUGCUACUACACCCUCAUUGCCAUGGAGACCGUCUGCAUCCUGAUGGCUAUGGUGAUGCUGGCCGCGGUGUGGACUCGCAAUGCAUGGGGCCUGUUGUGCUUCGGUGCCUGGAUGACUUUAUUUGACCUGGCCCUAGUGGCCAUCGUCUCCCUCCUGUACCUGGAGCUGAAGAAGGUAGGCUUGGCGAUAGACUCCUUGGCCUGGUGUGGCCUGGCCUGUCGAAUCAUUACUGACCCCUUCUGGCUGAUCUUCAUCAUUACAUACGGGCUGCAGCUGUGGGAGGAGAAGAACCAGCACAAAGACGUGCGCAAGAGGAGGAACACGGAGGGCAGACCGGGCGGGGUGAAGUUCAAGGGCUUUGACAGUGGCAUCUGAUGAUGGGAGGACUUGGAGAAACCUAGAAGCAAUGGAGGCUUGGGACCAUAAAAAAUGUGAAACCUUUUCAGCUAUUAAAUGACAGAUCCAAUUAAAUUCCCUUGUAAUGUACAUGGUGGCUGUUGAGUGAAUGAUUUAGCCUACCUUAGUAUUCAGGUGAGAUGACUAAAUACAAAACACACUGAAAAAUGUUUUUCUUUCAUUUUUCCUUGGACCGUGGACGCCAAAUAUGUUUUUUAAUGUGGGCCUACUUGAAUGUCGACAUUUCAGUUACAGUGUCUACGUACAUGAUGGUAAGUUAUUUGUUGAAUUCAUAUUUUGAAUUAUAUUGUAGUCCAGAACAGUUAGGCUAUGAGUUGUGUUUCGAUACACUUAACUUUUAUCUGUAAAAUAAAUGAGCAUUCAACGAA
Engraulis encrasicolus (European anchovy) is the source of this 1278-nucleotide messenger RNA. RefSeq names its product transmembrane protein 217-like. The transcript is spliced from 4 exons. The coding region runs from base 308 to 868 and encodes 186 amino acids. Lineage: Eukaryota; Metazoa; Chordata; Actinopteri; Clupeiformes; Engraulidae. The record is from RefSeq and is a predicted model, not a curated record.